Phascolarctos cinereus (koala) is the source of this 877-nucleotide messenger RNA. NCBI's taxonomy places the organism in Eukaryota, Metazoa, Chordata, Mammalia, Diprotodontia, Phascolarctidae. The record is from RefSeq and is a predicted model, not a curated record.
AUGGGCAGGAAGACGUGCCCAGAACUACAAGUCCCAAGAAGCGCAGAGGAAGGAGCGGGGUGGAGUCUAGUCCCGAAUUCCCGGGAUCCGGCUUGGGCCCAGGAGGAGGGGGAGGGGCCCGGAGGGGGAGGGGCCCGGGCUCGGGGGCGGGGGCAUCUCGGCGGCGGCGGCGGAGGAGGAGGCGGUGGAGGAGGCGGCAUCUGGCGUUGCUGGGGCGGCUGGGGCCGGAGCCGGAGCCGGAGCCGGAGCCGGAUCCUGAGCCCGAUCCUAAGCCCGAGCGGGAGCGGGAGCAGGAGGACGGCCGGGGGAGGUGGGCCCAGAGCCCAGGCGGGAGCCCGGAGAGGAGCACGAACAGCCGGAGAGAGAGAGGAACUGCAGCGGCCGCGGGGCCCGGGGGCUGCCGGCCGGGGCUGGGCCAGAGAAGGCGCCGCCACCGCCACCGCCACCGCCGGGGCUCAGCGUUCCCGGGUAGCCCCGGCGGCCGGAGCAGCCCCGAUCGCGCGCUCUCCUCCUCCAUCCGCUCCUCCUCUAUCCCCCUCCUCCUCUCUCUCCUCCUCCUCCUCCUCCUCCUCCGCCGCCGCUGCCGCCUCCCUCCUCUGUCCAGCCGAGGCGCCCGGAGCCCGGCGCGGGGGGGAGCCGGCUGCAGGAGCCGGCCCCGCGCCCCGCGUCUCGCGCCCCGCGCCCCGCGCCCCGCGGCAGCUCCAUGGCUGCCCUGCGGCGGCCAAGCGCCUAGGCUGCCGGGGCAGGCGGCCACGCGGGCGGCCGGAGCCGGAGCGGCUGCGGCGGUAGCUCGGGAGCCCGAGCGAGCAGGCUGAGGAGGGAGCAGCAGCCGCGGGAGUCGAGGAGAACGGAGCUCCAGCCAGCGCCGGCCCCGCGG